CGCGGAUGUGUGCGAGAUCUCGCGGUUCCAAUUGGAAAUUUUCUAAUUUCUUUUGCAACAUAUAUACUUCGAUACAUACAUAAAAACAUAUAUAUUCCACUGCACGGCGCACAGUGAGAAAGUGACAAAGCGGUGGCGGCAAGAAAGGAAAAGAAAGCAACUGCAUAUGCAAUUUUCGAUUAUUUAUUGUUGCCCGUUCUUCGUGCGUGCUCUUCUAGUGUGUGCGUGUGUGUUAGUGUGCGUGGGCGCGAGCGAAUAAAUAUUAAAGCGGAAUGAACGAUCAGCAGCAACACUACUACCACCAGGGCGGCUGGAAGACGUCGGCAGCGGUGGUCAACAGUAAUGGAAAUUCAUUAUCAGACAGCCGGGAUUACGAUACGAACUCGUCGCGCACCUCGCUCUCCGGCUCCCCGCCCGCCGGUGCCGCCUCCUCCUCGUCGUCGUCGGGCGCGUCAUCUGCUUCGCUUGGCUUUGAGGGCGGCUUCGUUGGCGGCAGGCCGCUGGCCCAGCUGCUCACACCUAAGUUGGAAUCGGAUAAUGCCAUCAUCCACGGCGACAACUACAGCCUGUAUGGAAACUCCACCAGCGGGGCGGAGCAACAGGUGCUGAAUCUGGAGAAUCUGGCGACCACCUAUAAUGCCCUGUUCACGCAGGAAGCAGGAUCGCCACCUGCUCACACACAUCCACCAAUAGUAACGCCUGCGGUGGCGUCGGAGGCGACAGAUGACAUCUUCAUCCUGCCGCCCGCCAAUCCGACCCCCCUGCCCAUCACAGUCAUACCCAUCACAUACCAUCAUCACACCGCCAGCAGCGCUGACGAAACCCUCAUCAGCACCAGCAUUGGCCAGGUGCCUCUAAUUGCCACCUUGAGUGAGGCCAGCGUUGGCUCCGGCGCCAGCGACGGCCAGGUGUACAAUUUGGAUGACAUUUGCUUCACACUGGAGUAUCAGUUCGAAAACCAGAAGCUUGUCCAGGUGCAGCCGCCAACCGUGGUGUCGCUCAGCAUGAUGGGCACCAGUGCGGAGGAGGAAGGUCCUCCGGAAACGGGUAACACCGUCUCCGUUUCCGCUACCAACUGUGAUAACGGUCAGGCCAACUCGGUGGUCACUUCUCCGGCAUAUUUCACUAUAGAGACGAGCUAUGUGGAUGAGUACGAUCCGAAUGAGCUGGACGAGGACGAGCAGCUGACCCACUGCAUUCAGCCGGGCGUUCUCCAUCGAGAUGUUGACGAGGACGAUGAGGAUGAUGAGGAGGAGGCCGGCAGGCAGGACGAGAACGAUCAGUUAAUGGCGAUGGCCUACGAGAGUUCGGACGAGGCUCUCAGUCGCUACAGAUGCAACUACGAGAACUGUUAUCGGAGCUAUAGCACAAUCGGAAAUCUGCGAACGCAUUUAAAGACCCAUACGGGCGACUACAGCUUCAAAUGCCCGGAAGACGGCUGUAACAAGGCCUUCCUCACAUCCUACAGCCUAAAGAUCCACGUCCGCGUCCACACAAAGGUGAAGCCGUACGAAUGCGAAGUGACCGGCUGCGAUAAGGCCUUCAACACACGCUACAGAUUGCACGCUCACCUGCGCCUCCACAAUGGCGAAACAUUCAACUGCGAGCUGUGUCAGAAGUGCUUCACCACGUUGAGUGAUCUAAAAAAGCAUACGCGCACCCAUACCCAGGAGCGGCCCUACAAGUGUCCGGAAGACGACUGCGGCAAAGCCUUUACUGCCUCGCAUCAUCUGAAGACUCACCGGCGGACGCACACCGGGGAGAAGCCGUAUCCUUGCCAGGAGGACAGUUGCCAGAAGUCGUUCAGUACAUCGCAUAGCCUCAAGUCGCACAAGAAGACACACCAGCGCCAGUUGCUUAACAAGGGGCGAAAGAAGCGGCCACUAAAGUCGCAACAGAGCAAACAGCAGAAGGAUCACGAACAGGAAAAUCACCACGAUCAGCAACCUGAGAAGGACGAGCAAUCGGAGAUGUUGGUGCUAAAUCCAGGCAGUCACUGCUCGGAGACAACUAGUACGGACAGUGGAGUGGUGCUGCACACGCUGACGCCGCAGGAACAUCAGUUGUCCAAUGUAUUUGUCCAUCACGAUGAGCCACUGAUCCUACCAGAGACCUCUCAAGCCUACCAGCUCUCGUAUGCCGCCGAAGAGGAGAUACCUAGUCCCUGGAUCGAUACUGGGGUCCUGGUCUCCAAGCCCCUCAUUUCCAUGGCUCCGUUAACUAAUGCCUGCGUGGCCCUACCCACCGAGAUGCCCAGUUUCGUGGACUUGAAGCCCACCUACGGCAAUGCGGUGAGCGGUAACAUGGGUGAUAACCAAAUGGAGACUAUGGAUGUGGACUCCACGGUGCCACCACCUUCAUUGCCUACACCCACUCUGGAGCUAAACCAGGAAAAUAUCGAGGAGUUGCUCAAGCAGGACAGCUUUGAAAACGAAGAGGACAUGGAGACGGAGUCCCUGCUGAACGACAUUCUCAAUGCCAUCGACAACACCGCUCUGCUAGAGGCCACCCUCCAACAGGCCUCCCAGGUGCCCAGCGACGCCUCUGGAUUGGUGGAGUUGGACAUCAGGGAUAACAAGCCUACGCUGAAGCAGAUCACAGCAGAUGCGGGCAUCUGCAAUUGCACCAACUGCAAGUGCGAUCAGACCAAGAGCUGUCACGGCGGCGAUUGUGGUGCAUCGGCGGCGGCUGCCUCCCAAAAGUCCACCAAGGCAACCACCACCACUACAACCAUCCAAAACUCCAGCGGAGGCAAACGUAUUUACGGUGGCAGCGUGGCUACGGCCACAAAAAAAGUGAGUAAACGCCAGGCGGAAAUGAACCAGAACAUCGAGGAUGUUGCUUUACUGCUGCAAAACCUGGCUUCCAUGAGCACCGGCAGCUCUCCCGGCGGCGGCGGUUGCUGUGGAGGUGGUGCUGCCGCCAAGCCAGCGCCUUCCACUAGUGGCUGCUGCGGUGGGGCAAAAGCUCCCGAGCCCGUGAAGAGCGGUUGCGGCUGUGCCCAGGCCCCAGCUUCCUCCGCCGGCGGUUGCGGCUGUGCCCAGGCCCCAGCUUCCUCCGCCGGCGGUUGCUGCGGUGGAGGUGGUGCUGUUGCCACGCCUCCUCCGCCCACAGGUGGGUGCUGCAAACCAGCACCACCUCCUCCGCCUGCUGUGUUCUCAGGCGGCUGCUGCUCUGGGCAGGCCAAAGCCCAGGAGCUGCCCGUCAUCAGCACGAGUGCUGCUUCGGCAGUACCCGCCGCCGCUGCUGCCGUCAAAGGCAACUCCUGUACCUGCAAGAGUCCGGCUGAAGGCGUCGCCAACGGCUGCUGCGUGGUGAUCUGCAUUAAAACGCUGCAAGCGCUCCGCAAAGUUCUGACGCGCCGGAAUCUGAACCUAAUGCUUUGUCCACAGCAGAACUAAACUAAGAACUACUGUAUGUACACUAAUCCCAAGCAGCCCCGCGCCGAACUGAACCAAAUUCCUCCAAAGACCAAGUCCAAAAUGUAGGCCAGAAUAUCCUGUAAUCAUGUAAUCGAAACAAUCAAUCAAGUAUUGUGCCUGUAAAAAGUAUUUCCCCCAUUAAGAACCAGAAAUAUAUAGCGAUCAAAA
Drosophila serrata is the source of this 3590-nucleotide messenger RNA. It is a transcript of the gene MTF-1, whose product is annotated as Metal response element-binding Transcription Factor-1. The record is from RefSeq and is a predicted model, not a curated record. Gene Ontology annotation, cellular component: nucleus. Gene Ontology annotation, biological process: regulation of transcription by RNA polymerase II. Lineage: Eukaryota; Metazoa; Arthropoda; Insecta; Diptera; Drosophilidae.